ACUCUUAUUUCCUUUCUGGUGAUGUGAACGAGUGUGUGCUGUUUAUUGUGAAGUUCAACAGUUUAACUCCGUUUUCGUUUCAACAAACAAAGACUUCUAAUGCCUUAAGGAAAAGUGUUUCUAUAUAUAUAUCUAUAUAUAUAUUUUGGUUAAACUUCGAUUUAAUGGUUAUAAACUCGAGGACAUAUACACAUAACUUUUGAAUUACUGUGCUCCUAAAGUUAAGAGUUGCAUUUUUUGAAUUUUACACAUUGAAAACUACUACAGUCAUUUUAUAUCCAUUAAAAUGUAUUCUUCAAACUUAACAAACUCCUUAACCACGCAAACUAUAAUUGGACUUGGUAUGGUUAACUUUUAAUAGAUGCUUAUAAAAGGAAUGAUAAAGAAAUUUUUUGAAUAUACGUAUAUGUACUAUAGUAAUAAUUGAAAAUGGACACUUCAUGGAAGAACACUCGUGACGCUUUAAAAGACUUUGCAAAUAUGUUAAAGUGUAACAAAUGUGGAAAUGAGCCAAUAAAUGCAACAAGAUACACCAGUUGUGGUCAUUUCUUUUGUAAACAGUGUGUUGGGAAUGAUUCACUAUGUAUAAUAUGUAAGAUACCUGUACAGCCCAUUGAAACAUGUAGCGAUCAUGUAAUUGAGAGUCUUGUAUCUCAUUGCAAUAAUAUUGCAGAAAUAAUACAGGAAAGAGAUUUAUGGAAUGCAGCCACAACUUCAAAUUCGAUACAGUCACCUAACAGAAUCAAUUCUACAGUAUGUAAUUUAAAAUAUCGCAUACCAAAAAAAAAUAUUAAUAAACAGAACAGUAAAGGAGAAACACAAUUACAUACUGCGUGUUUGAAGGGGAAGAUACAAGAAGAUCAUAUAAAAGUUCUAUUAGCUGCUGGUGCAAAUCCAAAUACAAAGGAUUAUAACGGUUGGACUCCUUUGCAAGAAGUUGUAAGUUAUGGUUAUAGCGACAUAUGUUAUUUACUACUAAAAUGUGGUGCAUUACCAAAUACACCUGGUGAAGGAAACAGAACGGCGUUACAUGAAGCUGCUAAAGCAAAUAGAUUGUCAGAAGCAAAACUGCUAUUAAAAUAUUCAGCUAACAAAAAUGUGUAUGAUGAUUAUGGAAAAAGACCUAUAGAUUAUUGCGAGCCAUACAGUAGGAUGUGGAAUAUUUUGAAAGAUGAAAAUGAAUUGGAUAAUGUACUUGAAACCACCAAAGAUCUUAGUCAUACUUUAAAUAAAUCACUUUCCAUGGCAUUUGAUAUGGUUGUUAUAUAUAUGUCAGAUUUACAAGAAAAGAAUAAAAGAUAUCUGAAUGAAAUAGCGUCAAAGAAUAAAAUUAAAAUUGUAUCUAGAUUUCAAUCAUCUGUGACUCAUGUCAUAGUAGAAGCUAAUAGUGAAAAUGUCGUACAACCGUCAUAUGACGUAAUGAUGGCACUUUUACACGGAGCUUGGUUACUUAAUACCGAGUGGAUUCAAUUAGGAAUGGAUAUAAGCGAAAUACUAAAAGGAGAUUUAGAAAUAUUUGAAGUUAGUGGUACACCGAUUAAAGGUAUCCCAAAGAAAGCUAGAGAAAAUGCACAAAAACAGAAUCCAGGUCUCUUCAAUCGAUGUUAUUUUUAUUUUGCGUGGCAGUCAAAAAACGUUUAUGCAAAUGGUAUACAAUUAACAAAAGAGGCAUUAAUAGCACUAGUACAAGAGGGUGGUGGAACAGUUUUGAAAAGAGAACCAAAUCCAGAAAAUAUAAAAGACCAGGGAUUAUUUAUUCCUUUUCACAUUGCGAAUGAACCUACUCAUUCUUUAUAUAAAUGUACACAUUAUAUCAUAUAUGUACCAGAAAAAGAUGAACCACGUAUAAAAUAUAAUAUGCCUCAUAUAAAAACACUUCCGCUUAUAUGGCUAAUUGAAUGCAUAGAAAAAUUUACAUUAAUUGAUCCAUUGCAAUUAGGUCUACUUAAACUUUAAUUAUUACUAUUAUUACUAUUAUUAUUACUAUAAUUAUUAUUAUUAUUACAUGUUUUGUGUAUGUAAUUGUAUUUUGUGUCUAUAAUUGCUUUACUAGAACUAAUAAAGAAGUGCUAUUAACUAGUAAA
This is a messenger RNA of Bombus huntii, 2084 nucleotides long. RefSeq names its product BRCA1-associated RING domain protein 1-like. The transcript has 9 exons. NCBI's taxonomy places the organism in Eukaryota, Metazoa, Arthropoda, Insecta, Hymenoptera, Apidae. Gene Ontology annotation, molecular function: protein binding. Bases 430 to 1956 code for a protein of 508 amino acids. The record is from RefSeq and is a predicted model, not a curated record.